AUACUCGACACCGCUAAUAGGGCCAAGCUUUGCCGCCCUAACAAAUGGAUCUGUAACAGACAAGGUUACACCCGACAUGGCCCAUUUGGUACAUCCAUACUGGAAUCAAUUUCCCGCUAUGGAACCAAAAUGGGCUAAAUUUUUGGCCGCUUAUAUGGUACUGAUUGCCACGAUUUCAUGGUGCGGCAACGGUGUGGUGAUUUAUAUCUUCUCCACCACCAAAUCUCUGCGUACGCCUGCAAAUUUAUUAGUUAUUAAUCUAGCGAUAUCCGAUUUUGGUAUCAUGAUCACCAAUACGCCCAUGAUGGGCAUAAAUCUCUUCUACGAGACAUGGGUAUUGGGUCCAUUGAUGUGUGAUAUUUACGGCGGCCUGGGUUCAGCCUUUGGCUGCAGCUCGAUAUUGUCCAUGUGCAUGAUCUCAUUGGAUCGUUACAAUGUCAUUGUCAAGGGUAUGGCGGGUCAGCCUAUGACCAUUAAAUUGGCCAUAAUGAAAAUUGCCUUGAUCUGGUUUAUGGCUAGUAUUUGGACCUUGGCGCCAGUAUUUGGCUGGAGCAGGUAUGUGCCCGAGGGCAACUUGACCUCAUGCGGUAUUGAUUAUUUGGAACGUGACUGGAAUCCACGUUCAUAUUUGAUCUUCUAUUCGAUAUUUGUAUACUAUUUACCUUUGUUCUUGAUCUGCUAUUCCUAUUGGUUUAUCAUUGCGGCUGUAUCGGCUCACGAAAAAGCCAUGCGCGAACAAGCCAAGAAAAUGAAUGUCAAAUCCUUGCGCUCUUCUGAGGAUGCCGACAAGAGUGCCGAGGGAAAAUUGGCCAAAGUUGCCUUGGUUACCAUCUCCUUGUGGUUCAUGGCCUGGACUCCUUACACCAUCAUCAAUACCUUGGGUCUAUUCAAAUAUGAGGGUCUUACACCCUUGAACACCAUCUGGGGAGCUUGCUUUGCCAAAUCGGCAGCCUGCUACAAUCCCAUUGUCUAUGGUAUCAGCCAUCCCAAAUACCGCAUUGCCUUGAAAGAGAAAUGCCCCUGCUGUGUCUUUGGCAAAGUUGAUGAUGGCAAAGCGAGCGAUGCCACCUCUCAGGCUACCAACAAUGAAUCCGAAACCAAGGCCUAAAUUCUACGACUACCGACAAAACUACUAUCACCACCACCACCACCAGUACCACCUCAAUACUUUAAAUAGCAACUUAACUAAAUACUUUAAUCAAGAAAACAUCUUAUUAUUAGCAACUGCAGCAACAGAACGAACGCUUUCGUAGUAUACAACUUUAAAAAACAAAACAAAAAAAAAAACUUUAAUUAUUUUUUGAUUGUUGUAUUUGUCAAGUGUUAAACCGAUUAUGUAUUAUUUAUACCACAUUAAAACAUCAACAAAGAUUUAUAAAAAAAAAUAGUUAAAGAAAACAAAAAAAAAACUGUAAUACUUGCAAUGUCAUUAAAGACGAAAAAAAUACAAAAAAAAAGAAAUUUAAAAAAU
This is a messenger RNA of Calliphora vicina (urban bluebottle blowfly), 1471 nucleotides long. It is a transcript of the gene ninaE, whose product is annotated as neither inactivation nor afterpotential E. Gene Ontology annotation, cellular component: plasma membrane. The record is from RefSeq and is a predicted model, not a curated record. The coding region runs from base 77 to 1108 and encodes 343 amino acids. Gene Ontology annotation, biological process: G protein-coupled receptor signaling pathway; phototransduction; visual perception. Lineage: Eukaryota; Metazoa; Arthropoda; Insecta; Diptera; Calliphoridae. Gene Ontology annotation, molecular function: G protein-coupled photoreceptor activity. The transcript is spliced from 5 exons.